Molecule: messenger RNA, 1443 nt
Organism: Sorex fumeus (smoky shrew)
Lineage: Eukaryota; Metazoa; Chordata; Mammalia; Eulipotyphla; Soricidae
Product: olfactory receptor 1J4-like
Exons: 3
Coding region: 1-1443 (480 amino acids)
Biological process (GO): G protein-coupled receptor signaling pathway
Cellular component (GO): membrane
Molecular function (GO): G protein-coupled receptor activity; olfactory receptor activity
Source: RefSeq, a predicted model, not a curated record
AUGAAGAGACAGAAUGAGACCAGAGUUUCUGAAUUCCUCCUCCUGGGUCUCCCUAUACCAUCAGAAGAACAGGGCUGGUUUUUGAUGCUCUUCCUGGUCAUCUACCUGGCCACCAUGUUGGGGAACUUGCUCAUUGUCCUACUUAUCAGGAUAGACUCUCGUCUCCACACCCCCAUGUACUUCUUCCUCAGUGUCUUGGCCUUCAACGACGUGUUUUUAUCAACUGUCACGGUUCCCAAAAUGUUAGUGGACAUGCAGAGUAUUCACAAGUCCAUCCCCUAUUCAGGGUGCGUUACUCAGAUGUAUUUUUUAAUAUUAUUUAUUUGUACUGACAAUUUUAUUCUUGCAGUGAUGGCUUAUGACAGGUAUGUAGCUGUCUGUCAGCCACUCCACUACAACAUGAUCAUGAGGCAAGAACGAUGUAUCACGUUAGUAGCUUGGUCCUUGAUCUUCAGUUUUUCACACGCACUGAUCCACACCCUGCUCUUGAUCCCAGCCAUGGGUCCCGAUAAUGAGACCAGAGUUUCUGAAUUCCUCCUCCAGGGUCUCCCUAUACCACCAGAACAACAGGGCUGGUUCUUGACCCUCUUCCUGGUCAUAUACCUUACCACCAUGUUGGGGAACCUGCUCAUCAUCCUACUCAUCAGGAUAGACUCUCGUCUCCACACACCCAUGUACUUCUUCCUCAGUAUCUUGGCUUUCAACGACGUGUCUUUAUCAUCUGUCACGGUUCCCAAAAUGUUGGUGGACAUGCAGAGUAUUCACAAGUCCAUCCCCUAUUCAGGGUGCAUUUCUCAGGUAUAUUUUUUAAUAUUUUUUGCUUGUACUGACAAUUUCCUUCUUGCAGUGAUGGCCUAUGACAGGUAUGUAGCCAUCUGUCAGCCACUCCACUACACCAUGAUCAUGAGGCAAGAACGAUGUAUCUCCUUAGUAGCUUGGACCUGGAUCAUCAAUUUUUCACAUGCACUGAUUCACACCCUGCUCUUGAUUCAAGUGUCCUUCUGUGGUGAUAUUACAAUCCCCCACUUCUUCUGUGAACUCACUGCAUUGCUGGAGGUAAGCUGCUCAGACACUUCACUCAAUAAACUGGUCAUAUUCAUUGAGGGAGGAAUGAUUGUAUGUAUUCCAUUUACUUCUAUCAUUGGAUCUUAUAUCUGUAUAUGGGCCACUGUCCUGAAAAAUCCUUCUGCUAAAAAAUUCUUCAAAGUCCUUUCUACCUGUGGUUCCCAUCUCCUCGUAGUAGCUUUAUUCUAUGGUACCAUUGUAGAAGUGUACUUUUUCUCUUCCCCAUCCAUGUCCAGUGGUAAAGAAAUAGCUGCUUCUGUGAUGUAUAUGAUAAUCACCCCCAUGCUGAACCCUUUCAUCUACAGCCUGAGAAACAGAGAUAUAAAACAAGCACUAAAGUUUUUUUCUAAUAAGAUGAUGUUCUUUAAGUCUAAAUGA